AUGUCAAGAUCAAUAGAGCCUGUACAAUCGCGCAGUGAUCUGGUUUUUUGGGUCACUACCAUUACCUUUAUUAUUACGAGCAUAUUUGUUGUAGCGAGACUGGUUUCUAGAUUCGGAAUCUUGAGAAAGAGAACUCAGGAUGACUGGUUUAUUGUACUCUCUUGGUUUUUUGCAUUUGGGUUAACUUUUUCGAUUGAUUAUGCAACAACUAAAGGCCUAGGAAAGCCCGAUCCUGAAAUCAAGAAAGAAUGGGGCCCUCACCUCAAAAAGGCGGAAUACGCGUUUACAGUACUUUAUAAUCCAUGUUUGAUGGCGACAAAGACCUCAAUCCUCAUUUUUUACUUACGUUUAAGCCGAAAUACUCAAAAGCUCCUGCGGUGGGCUUCAUAUAUCACCCUACUCGUCACGGUUUUAGACGGCAUCGUCCUUACUUUUGUCAAUGCAUUUCAAUGCAGCCCCGUUUCUGGUGCAUGGAGGACCGAUACGAAUGCCAAAUGUCUAUCGAUUAUCACCAUCUAUCUCGCAUCAGCUCCUGUGAAUAUCAUUACGGAUUUAGCCAUAUUGGUUCUACCGAUUCCUGUUCUCACCGGAAUGAACCUUCCCCAAAGGCAAAAGGCGAUCUUGGUUUUCACUUUCUCCUUGGGAAUUUUUGUUACAAUUGUUGACGUCGUCAGAAUCUAUUAUCUACAACAAGCCUCGAAUGACUUUCAAACAUCCGUUUUAGCCCACUCGCGGCUCGGCGAAGGAGACGAUUUUGCCUACAAUGCCUCGCUUGCAUUUAUGUGGUCGGCUGUUGAGGUCAAUGUCGGGAUCGUAUGUGCUUGCAUUCCUACCUUGAAGCCACUUAUGAAAGUAAUACUACCAGCGAUGCUUGCCGACCGAGUAUCUGGAAGAACAGGAUCGCACACCCGCACAGCAGAUAUCCUCGAGUCUGCGAGUCCACCUGUUGGUAGCCAGGGCCAAUUAGCCACUGUGGAUAAUCAUUUACCACCAAGAAACACCGCAUUGACAGAUAGUCCUCUAUCACCAUUGUCAGAUACUCACCCUGGAGGUUAUCGAGAAGACAUGGAGCAGCAAGAACUCAACAUGGCAGAAUUCUUAACGGCUCCUUCAGCUAUUGCCUUGGAAACCUUGCGACGAAAUUCUACAGCACGUACAGCCAACACCACUUACUUUGGAUUUGUCAAUAUGAGGGUACCAAAGUCAAUGAUGAAGACUCGUGGAAGUGAAGCUUUCAAAUAUUGCAUCAUGGUCACCAUUCUUUUUUUUCUUUGGGGUUUCUCGUACGGAUUACUCAAUAGAUUAAAUCGCGAAAUAGCAAUACUAGCCAACUACUCCGACAGUCAAACCAUAGGAUUAUCUGCCGCAUAUUUUGGAGGCUAUGCCAUUGGAGCCCUAUCAUUAGGACAAUGGGUCUUGAGACAUAGUGGUUUCAAAGCUACAUUCAUUACGGGACUUUGUAUCUACGGGACUGGUACAUUAAUGUUUUGGCCCUCCGCAGUUCUAACAUCAUACACCGGAUUCAUACUGUCCAGUAUUGUUGUUGGAUUUGGUUUAUCGAUUCUAGAGACCGCCGCAAAUCCAUUCCUGGCUCUAUGUGGACCAAUGCAAUACGCUGAAUUUAGAUUGAUGCUUGCGCAAAGUAUACAAGCCGUCGCAUCACUUGUGAGUCAAACUUUGGCGGAGAAAGUUUUUUUCAAUGGAGUACAAAUUGAGGGUGCGAAACACUUGACUUUAAUCGAUGUCCAAUGGGCCUACCUCGCGAUUGCCCUCUUUACCGUCAUCCUCGCUCUGUUCUUCUAUUAUAUGCCUCUACCCGAAGCUAGCGAUGACGACCUUCAAGCACAAGCGGAACUUUUCGAAAUAUACCCAUCAAGAAAGUUACCCUGGACAGGCACAUCAAUCAUUUAUACGACUCUUGCCAUCGGUGUUAUCGCUCAGCUCUGUUAUGUUGCAGCACAGGAGUGUAUUUCAGAAUUUUUUAAACCAUUAUUAAUUUCAUUUGUCCCUAGAACGGGUAGUUUUAAAUCGUUCUUCUCACUAGAUGACGAUGAAGAUUACCUACUUUUAGGUCAUGGACUCUUUGCCAUCGGGCGAUUUGUUUUCGCACCUCUUUGUUUAGUGGUCCCGCCACGAAUUCUAUUACUUAUUGCUUUGGUUUGCCUUACCAUAUUCUCAGCUUUUAUCUUCGCCAUCAACGGCAUAUCACAAUCUUUUCUUGCUGCAUCUUCUCUUUUGGUUUUUUUCUUUGAAGGUCCGAUUUUCCCAUUGGUCUUUUCUUUGACCAUUCGCGGUAUGGGAAAACAUACAAAGUGGGCAUCAGCUUGUGUAGUAGCAUCGGCAACUGGAGGAAGUGUUUUUGUUUUUGUUCUUUUUGGUGUGCGAAAAAUCCAUACCAUACAAUAUUCUUUUGUAAUUCCCUUUGUAUUGUUUUUGAUAGCACUUUUAUAUCCGGUGUAUUUGAAUUUUGGUGGUGAAGGUGUGAGGCAUCAAGUUGACCCAAAACCUGUGGUUAUGGGUGGAGUUUGGUCGGGCAGUGAAGAAAGUAGAGGAGCUGGACAGGUGUCAAGAGGCAAUGAAGAUGAUAGACCGGAUACGCCUCUUCGCAGGUUAAGUCGUAGAGUGUCUGUUUUAGUGCAGAAGAUGAGCCUUGCCGGGAGAAAGUGUAGCACAGAAUUACCUAUGGUAGAGCAUAGGGAAACGAGAGGGAGGAAGAACAGCAGUGAUUGA
Botrytis byssoidea is the source of this 2730-nucleotide messenger RNA. RefSeq lists its product as uncharacterized. Gene Ontology annotation, biological process: transmembrane transport. The transcript is spliced from 3 exons. The coding region runs from base 1 to 2730 and encodes 909 amino acids. The record is from RefSeq and is a predicted model, not a curated record. Gene Ontology annotation, molecular function: transmembrane transporter activity. Lineage: Eukaryota; Fungi; Ascomycota; Leotiomycetes; Helotiales; Sclerotiniaceae.